Molecule: messenger RNA, 806 nt
Organism: Mesitornis unicolor (brown roatelo)
Lineage: Eukaryota; Metazoa; Chordata; Aves; Mesitornithiformes; Mesitornithidae
Product: cell division cycle 5-like protein
Exons: 6
Coding region: 45-806 (253 amino acids)
Biological process (GO): regulation of transcription by RNA polymerase II; mRNA splicing, via spliceosome
Cellular component (GO): spliceosomal complex; Prp19 complex
Molecular function (GO): DNA-binding transcription factor activity, RNA polymerase II-specific; RNA polymerase II transcription regulatory region sequence-specific DNA binding
Source: RefSeq, a predicted model, not a curated record
GCCGCUUUUUCUCCGCAGGACUUUGAGCACCCUUCGCCGCCAAGAUGCCGCGGAUUAUGAUUAAAGGCGGCGUGUGGCGGAACACCGAGGAUGAAAUUCUGAAAGCAGCUGUGAUGAAAUAUGGCAAAAACCAGUGGUCUCGUAUUGCUUCUUUAUUGCAUAGGAAAUCAGCAAAGCAGUGCAAAGCCAGAUGGUAUGAAUGGCUCGACCCGAGCAUCAAAAAGACAGAGUGGUCACGAGAAGAAGAAGAGAAGCUGCUGCACCUGGCCAAGCUAAUGCCAACCCAGUGGAGAACCAUUGCCCCAAUUAUUGGGAGAACUGCUGCACAGUGUUUGGAACACUAUGAAUUUCUGCUGGACAAAGCUGCUCAGAGAGACAAUGAGGAAGAAACUGCUGAUGAUCCUCGGAAACUUAAACCUGGAGAAAUUGAUCCAAAUCCAGAAACCAAACCAGCCAGGCCAGAUCCUAUUGACAUGGAUGAAGAUGAACUUGAAAUGCUGUCUGAAGCUAGAGCUCGUCUGGCUAAUACACAGGGCAAGAAGGCCAAAAGAAAGGCAAGAGAGAAGCAGCUGGAAGAAGCUAGACGGCUUGCGGCUCUCCAGAAAAGGCGAGAACUUCGAGCUGCUGGAAUUGAGAUCCAGAAGAAAAGAAAAAAGAAGAGAGGUGUGGAUUAUAAUGCAGAAAUUCCUUUUGAAAAGAAACCUGCCCCUGGGUUUUAUGAUACAUCAGAGGAAAACUACCAGUCCCUGGAUGCAGAUUUCAGGAAGCUACGUCAGCAAGACCUGGAUGGAGAAUUAAGAUCGUAA